Molecule: messenger RNA, 3199 nt
Organism: Eriocheir sinensis (Chinese mitten crab)
Lineage: Eukaryota; Metazoa; Arthropoda; Malacostraca; Decapoda; Varunidae
Gene: wus
Product: dnaJ homolog subfamily C member 22-like
Exons: 8
Coding region: 79-1257 (392 amino acids)
Biological process (GO): endocytosis
Cellular component (GO): plasma membrane; early endosome
Source: RefSeq, a predicted model, not a curated record
ACGAACACCGCCCCGCCAGGCCAGUCAGCGGGUCGUCAGCGGCAGGUCGUGUUGUCAGUGCUCGGCGAGGUCGUCCACAUGGAUUACUGGGGAGACGGAGACUGCCGCGGAGAGAGUGUCAAGAAAGAUGUCAAUCCGGUGGGCUACAUUGCCGGCGGGGACUUGGACUUCAGGAAAAGGCCAAGGCCAAGACCAGUGAAGAAGUCAGGGAAGAGCCUCUGCCUUGCUUAUUUCCUGUGGUUGGUGGGAGGAUGGUGCAGCCUCCACCUGCUGUACCUGAGGCGAGACCGUCAUGCAGUGGUUUGGUUCACAAUGUUUUUUGCCUUUUGUGGAUUUGGACUGUUGCGAGACUUUGUCCGCAUCCCAGAAUACGUUCAAGACAUUAAUGAAGAUCAAUCAUACAUUAACAAGUUAACAUCAAAGAUGAAAAAGUACAAAAAGCCACCCUUCAGCUUAGCAAGGUUUGUCUGUCAAAUCUUGGUGGGGAACUCUUGGAGCUACCUAUUAGCAAGUGCUGUGCCUGUGGAGCCAAUAUUUGGCAUCACCAUCAGGCCACUCAUCCACUUGGCUCCUAUAGGAGCAGCUAUAGCUGUGUGGAACAUUGGAAAUAUUGGAAGGGAGCAAGGGGGUUUAAAAUGGGCCCUCAUUGGUGCCAUGGCCCUCAUUCCUGCCUCCUUCAUGAACCCAAACUUUUCCAACUUUAGUUCAGUUCUCUCUGCCAUCCUCUUCACCUGGAAAGGAAAAGAAUGGCGAAGAACACCGUACCCAAACACUUCUCUAUGCAAACGUAUGGCAGCUCUAUUUGGGGCUGGGCUUAUCUUCACAAGUCUGUGGGCUUCUCAACUGUACUUCAAUGCCACAUUGACAGACAAAAAUGGAGAAAAAAUCAAGCUGAGAGAUGCUGCUAAAAACUUUUUGAACUCUCCAAUGUUCCUUGAGUUCAAGAGAAAUGUGGGAGAGCUGUACAACAACAUAUGGGAAUAUGGCUGGAGCACUGCAUGGAUCAACUUCGUUGAACUUCUUGAUCCGCAAGGGGAAAUGCAUGCCUUGAAGGUGUUGGGCUUGGAGAAAGGAGCCAGUCAAGAGACCAUCAAAGCUACUUACAAAGUACUCGCCCGGGAGUGGCAUCCAGAUAAGCACAGAGAAGGAAAAGAUGAAGCUCAAGCCAGGUUUGUGGAAAUCCAGGCUGCCUACGAGAAGUUGUCGGCCAUUAAGAACCAACGAAAGUUAAGAAACAAUCUGAAAGCUGAGAGGUAAAGUCUUCUGUAUUUAAUUUGAACACAGUCUUGUUUGUAAUUAUUUGCUGUAGCAUUUAGGUGCUGAUUGUCCAUAUGAUUUAAAAUGCUCUGUAGAAGAAAUUAAAAAUGAUUGUGUUUAUUUUAAUGGCAUUGUAAUCUUGAUUAUAAGAUUAGAUUCCUUCAGGGUUGUGUGAUAACUGUUAAGUUUUGAUCCAUAUGAUUUAUUUUUGUUCCACAUGUGUUAUGCACAGGUGAUAUUCAAGAAGUAAUUUUGAAUUAGUUUAAGUAAAUUAUUUGAUCCAAUAGAUUAUUGACUAGAUCAUUGUACUGUAGAUGUAGAUAUUUAUUUGUGUGAAGUGUCACAUUCCAAAGAGUAUCAGACAUUUUUGUUCUAAUUCAUGUCCAUGUCUCCAGCACUUCAUUCUUUGACUUUGUCAUUGAAUUUGUAUACAAACUAUUUAUUGUGUUUGUGUGUGUCAUUCAUUGACAAUCUUGAUUAAAUGCUGGACUUGUUAGCUUGUGUGUGUGUGUGUGUGUGUGUGUGUGUGUGUGUGUGUGUGUAAUUCACCACGGCCUGAUCACGAGUUGGACUCAUCAUCGCUAGCAAGUACCCUCCCAACUGUACUGGAAUGUCACAUGUGACUGGAAAUGUAUGCUUGUGUUUAUUUGUUGAUGUCUGUCUCCAGACAUGCUCAAUGCUUCAUAAUUCACCAAGGUUUUGAUUUAUGCUAAGAUUAAGCUUCACAAAAAGAGCACAUUCCAUUCACUUAACUUUGAUACUUAAUUAAGUUACAAUGCACAAAAAUGAAGCCUCUGUACUUACAUAGAAAGCAUCUUCAAGAGAUGUAUGCUACAAAAAAUGUUUGCCUCUUUUUGAAGUGAGAAAGAAGUUGAUCAGUGUGGACCACUUUCCCUAAAGGUAGUUUGGUUUGGGUACAAAAUAAUCCUAAAGAUAUUUUUACAUUUCAUUCCUGUCUUGCCAUUUGCAUUUAUAUGAUUGGCAUGAAAUUUUCACAUAUUAUUGUGUAUAUCUUGUUGGCUUACUGGAGAAUGAUCAGGCAUCUGGGCUCGGGGCACUCCUGUGUAGCGCGAGUGCCGUGGGAGUGCCUCACAGGAGUGCCUUGCUUCUAGGCUACUCUCUUGCUUGUUUUCUGAGGUUUGGCCACUCCAUAAGCCCUCUUGAUGUUGGUGACUUUUUCUGGUUGCCUUGCGCUUGUACAUCAUUUGUAAGGAGUUUUUUUUUGGCUGGAGAGGAGAGAAAAGUACGACAUACUCUUUUCGUCUGUGUCUCGCUUGGCACUGGCGCGGUGGCACCUCUCUUCCUCCCCUGCCUCUCCGCACGAAGAAGAGAGGAUGACAGAUGACAAAAUUUACGAAGAAAUAAAAUAUUCUAAUGCAAUUUUUACGUAUAUACGAAUGAUACCGCAUAUGUUUACAUGAGCGUCUUAUGACGCGCAUGUCCGACUAUGACGCAAAAGCCCCCCCAGGGGGGAGGGUUUUUAAUUUUACGAAAACAAACCUCACCACAUGGCAAUUUAGGGUUUCCUGGCCACACUGAGCGAAAAACAUGUUCUCGUCCGAUUUUAAAUAUAUUCGUCAAUAAAUACCCCGUAGUCGCCUCCCUUAAAGCAGUGGGCUAUUAGAAGGGUGUACAUUUUAUUUUGAUGCGGUAUUGUGGUAUUUGAACAUCAGUAAAUGUUGGGUGAUUUCUAAUUCCACCAGUAACAUGAUUUGCUGAAACAAUGGCUGUUGCAUGCAAGUGAAUCAUAUUAAGAUUAAGGAAGAUAUAUAAAUCAAAACCUUGGUGCUUUUUCACUUUCAUAAAAGUGAGUGAUAACUGUGGUACCAUCCUCUCAUUGGAUGACAAGAGAUCUGGUAACUGUGACAAUGAUAGGAUAGCAAAACAUAACAUGUAUAUUAUAUUUUUACAUGGCAUGAUUAUACUCCAGUAUUAUAAUGUA